Molecule: messenger RNA, 1875 nt
Organism: Hibiscus syriacus
Lineage: Eukaryota; Viridiplantae; Streptophyta; Magnoliopsida; Malvales; Malvaceae
Product: CBL-interacting protein kinase 2-like
Exons: 3
Coding region: 67-1875 (602 amino acids)
Biological process (GO): signal transduction; protein phosphorylation
Molecular function (GO): ATP binding; protein kinase activity
Source: RefSeq, a predicted model, not a curated record
CUUAUAAUUGCUGCAGGAGAUAAUAGUACACUAGGGAGUGUGAUAGGAUUCAUCAAAACUUUUGGUAUGGAAAACAAGGAGAAAGUAUUGAUGAAAAAGUAUGAAAUGGGAAGAUUGUUAGGCCAAGGGAACUUUGCUAAAGUUUACCAUGGAAGGAACAUCGAAACUGGCCAAAGCGUGGCGGUUAAGGUGAUCCAGAAAGAUAAGGUUUCAAAAGUAGGGAUGAUCGACCAAACGAAGAGGGAGAUAUCAGCAAUGAGCCUCGUCAAACACCCUAACAUCUUGGAGCUUUAUGAAGUUAUGGCAACCAAAACCAAGAUUUACUUUGUCAUGGAAUAUGCCAAAGGUGGUGAACUCCUCCAGAAGGUGUUAAAAGGAAAGUUGAGAGAAGACGUGUCGAGGAAGUAUUUCCAACAACUGAUCAGUGCGGUAGAUUUCUGCCAUACCCAAGGCGUUUAUCACCGCGAUUUGAAGCUAGAAAACUUGCUUAUUGAUGAAAACGGUGCUCUUAAAGUUUCGGAUUUCGGCCUGAGUGCGCUCGCGGAGUCAAAGCAUCAAGACAUGUUACUACACACGACAUGUGGAACCCCUGCAUAUGUGGCGCCCGAAGUUAUACACAGAAAGGGCUAUGAUGGAGCCAAAGCUGAUGUCUGGUCCUGUGGGGUGGUUCUUUAUGCUCUUUUGGCUGGUUCUCUGCCAUUCAAUGACUCGAACCUUAUGGCUAUGUAUAGGAAAAUAAGCACUGCUGACUACAAAGUCCCUAACUGGUUUCCACCAGAAGUCACCAAGUUGUUGUUGAGAAUCUUCAAUCCUAAUCCAAAAGAGCGAAUUUCGAUUGCGAGAAUCAUGGCAACUCCAUGGUUCAGAAAGGGUUUUAACCCCAAACCAGACGAGAGACGACCCAAAACCGAAUUGGCUAACUACAAUGCAUUUGAAGCAAAGAAGCUCACUAAUUUGAAUGCCUUCGACAUCAUUUCCUUAUCGAGUGGGUUGGAUUUAUCGGGAUUGUUUUACGAAAAUGACCAGAAAAAGAAGGAAAUGCAGUUCACUUCUACGCACACUGCCUCUGCUAUCAUAUCUAAACUAGAGGACAUUGCCGAGAGUUUGAAGCUGAAAGUUAAGAUGAAAGAUGGAGGACUGAUGAAAAUGGAAGGAUCGAAUAGAGGUAGAAAAGGCGCAUUGGCCAUUGAUGUCAAGAUAUUCGAGUUCACCCCAUCUUUCCAUUUAGUAGAGAUAAAGAAGUCCAGUGGUGAUACGUUGGAGUUUCAAAACACACUGCAACAGGAUGUUAAACCAGCUCUCAAGGAUAUUGUUUGUGCUUGGCAAGGGAAGGAAGAAGAAGAAGCCAGAAAACUAUACACUAAGAAGACUGAUAAUGAAAUACAUGAAUUCAAGAGUAAAGCGCAGCCGGGAUCUCGAAUCCAGGUCAGUCCUGCUGGAAAUAACAUCUUCAUUUUCUCUUUUAGUAAUGAAUCUGCUAGAGAAUGGGUACUUGAACAUGGUCCAUGGCAUGUGCAUAAUAAACCCUUAAUACUUAGGAAAUGGGAACCUAACCUGAAAAGCCUUAGCUUCAACUUGUCUAAAAUCCCUGUUUGGGUUCAAUUGUACAACGUUCCCCUUGAACUUUUCUCUAGAGCAGGCUUAAGCUAUAUAGCAAGUGCCAUUGGAGUUCCAAUCUCUAUGGACUCGAUUACUGCUGCAAAAUCACGGCUUGAGUUUGCAAAAGUCUGUGUAGAAAUUGGUGUUAAAGAUACAAUUCCUAAACACAUUAAUAUAGUACUGAAAGAUGGGCAAACAACCUCGAUCAGUGUAGAGGUUCCUUGGCUACCCCAAUCUUGUAGAAGAUGCAAUGUUUUCGGACAUAAUGAAAAAUGA